Messenger RNA from Angiostrongylus costaricensis, 918 nucleotides. NCBI's taxonomy places the organism in Eukaryota, Metazoa, Nematoda, Chromadorea, Rhabditida, Metastrongylidae. The record is from the annotation of a GenBank genome assembly.
GUGAACAUUCCGCUACCUGAUGACGACGAAACUACAAAAAAUUGUAAACUACCACAUCGUAUUCCAUUCGAAAGUGUUGACAAAACAGUAACUGGAUUUCUUCUUGCACGAGCUACUUGGUCAACGGAAAGCAGAAUAGAAGAACGUCGCGGGAAAGACUUACCAGAGCAGUCUGCUCGAGCGCAAUCGUUCUCACUCAUACCACCUGAGGUUCGUUUGAUCAGUGAUGAAGAGUUCGAAUCGAAUUCACGAUGGGAUGCACUGGAAAAGAGAUUUCUGAACCGAAAUGCAGUCGGAAGAAAGAGGUUACUGGAACGCGAACAUGAUGCCUCCGAGCUGACGUAUUCGGAAAUCGUUCGCGAGGAUCCUCUGCCUCUGCCCGGUGUAUUUGGUGCUAUUGGUACAAUCUUCGGUCCUGCAGACGUGUCAAGAAAACUGAAACCAAUGCGUCGAUUGGUACCUCGACAACAGAAUCUUUCUACAACACUGCAACUGAUGGUGAAUGUACAGGUAGCGGCGAAUUUGUCUACCAGAAAUGAUGGACAAAUUCAUCCUUUUGUUGAGGUUUCAUUCCAGAACAACUCGAUGUGUACGCAUGAAGGGUCUGGACGCCAUCCGAAUUGGCAGCACAGUUUGUCACUUCCAGUGAGUGGUGCCGAUGAUCCGAAAUCGAUUACAGACACCAUACAACUGAAUGUUUACGAUCAGGUACAAGAUUCUUGUGAUCGUGGUGUGAUCAUUACCUAUGUUGUCUGCCUUUAUAAUUCAAUGUUAAGCCAUAUUAGCAGUGGUGCUGAUGAUGGUCGUGGUGAUCGUGAUGCCCAUGGUGACCAUGACGAUGAAACAUAUCGCGUAAUAUGCUGUGAUGAUGAUGACGAUGAGGUUCUUGGUGAUGGUGAUGAUCCUCUUGCACGAUAA